This is a messenger RNA of Medicago truncatula (barrel medic), 3173 nucleotides long. Its product is annotated as disease resistance protein RPM1. Gene Ontology annotation, molecular function: ADP binding. NCBI's taxonomy places the organism in Eukaryota, Viridiplantae, Streptophyta, Magnoliopsida, Fabales, Fabaceae. The transcript is spliced from 2 exons. Gene Ontology annotation, biological process: defense response to other organism. The record is from RefSeq and is a predicted model, not a curated record. The coding region runs from base 73 to 2907 and encodes 944 amino acids.
UAAUAGCUUUUUCCUCACCAUUCAAUCUCACUCACAAUACUAGUAGCAAAUUAAAAUCAAAUAUACAACAAAAUGUGUGACUGUAAAGAUGCACUUGCCUGCGCUCGUGAUCAUUUGCUUCCACUAGCCCGUGAUCAUUUGCUUCCAUUCUUGAAGGAAGCAUUCAACAUGAUUAGGGGUGUCCCAAAAGAAAUUGCAGAAUUGAAAGAUGAACUUGAAAGAAUUGAAGUCUUCAUCAACGAUGCGGAUAGAAGGGCUGAUGAUGUAGAAGACAAGAAAAUCAAAGACAUGAUCAAGCAGCUGAUAGAAGCAUCUUUUCACAUGGAAGAUGUCAUUGAUGAUUAUAUCUUUCUUGAGGAACAACAUGCUCCUGAUCCUGGUUGUGCUGCUGUUGCUACAAACUGUGUCAAAACUAUGGCUUUCCGUCUCCAAAUAGCUUACAAGAUUCAGAACAUCAAAUCCCGAAUAAGUGAAAUAAAUGAUACAAGAACUGAAAAAGAUCAUGGCUUCUAUAUCCAAUCUUCAUCGGAUAAAGCAUCAACUAGUUCUGCAACAAACAGAAACGCCUCACUAUUUCAGAACCUUCGAGACGCUCCACUUUACAUGGUUGAAGCUGAUGUUGUAGGAUUUGAUAAGCCAAGAGACGAAUUGAUUGAUCUUUUGGUAGCGGGAAGAGCAGACCGGACAAUUGUCUCCAUCUUUGGAAUGGGAGGACAAGGAAAAACCACUCUAGCGAAGAAAGUUUUUGACAACCCAAAGGUCGUAAAAUACUUUGAUUGUCGUGUAUGGAUUACGGUGUCUCGACCAUACAAUACAGAAAAAGUGUUGCGAGACAUUAUGCUCGAGUUUUACAAACAACAAGGGGAAGUUCCUCCUGAGAGUCUCCAUCAAAUGGAUCGAAAGUCAUUAGUUGAUGAAGUGAGAAACCACUUUCAAGGAAAAAGGUAUGUUUUAGUGUUUGAUGAUGUAUGGGAGUCACAUUUUUGGUCUGAUAUUGAAUUUGCUAUGAUUGAUAACAAAAAUAGUUGUAGGAUAUUAAUCACAACAAGAAAAAAGGAUGUUGCAAAUGCUUGUAAUAAAUCUUUUGGUAAAGUGCAUAAUCUGGAACGUUUAUCUGAAAAACAAUCUUUGGAAUUGUUUCUAAAGAAGGCGCUCCAUGGCUUGGACGGCAUUUUUCCUGAAUAUCUUAUUGAUAUAUCUUCCAAAAUUGUCGAAAAAUGCAAAGGAUUACCUCUAGCAAUUGUAGUCAUUGGUGAUAUUCUAUCUCGCACGGAUAGAAAUUCAAUAGAAUGGUCGAAGUUUAGUGAAAAUAUAAAUGCAGAGUUAGAGGAAUAUUCCAUGAUAAGAAAAAUUUUAGGACUUAGUUACCAUGAUUUGCCAUGCUACCUCAAGUCAUGUUUCUUGUAUUUUGGAUUAUAUCCUGAAGACUAUAUAGUUCGUUCAAAAACAUUGACUCGCCAAUGGAUUGCUGAAGGGUUCGUGAAAGAAGACAGGGGAAGGACAUUUGAAGAGGUUGCAGAAGGAUAUUUAGUAGAGUUGAUCCAUAGAAGUUUGGUGCAAGUAGUUUCAACUAGUAUUGAUGGAAGAGUAAAAAGUUGCCGCGUUCAUGAUCUAGUGCAUGAAAUGAUCCUUGACAAAUUUAAGGAUUUAAGUUUUUGCAAGAAUAUUUUUAAGGGCAAAAAUUGGUCUGCUGGAAUGAUUCGACGUCUAUCAAUAGCAUCCAAUUCUGAUAAUCUAAGGGAAGAUAUUGAAAGCUCAAGUAUUCGAUCAUUGCUUAUUCUCGAACCUCAAACAUCAGUUGAAUCCUUUGUGAGUAGAAUCCCUAGAGCAUAUAGGCGGUUGAAGGUGCUUGCUUUGAUUCAUAUGGAAUUGCUUAAUAUUCCUAAUGAUUUUGGUAGCUUGAACCACUUGAAAUAUUUUGCAUCCGCGGUGAUUAAAAUUAGAAGUUCUAGACUUCCAAAAUCCAUUGGCAUGCUCGUGAACCUAGAGACUUUGGAUUUAAAAUCUCCAAAUAUUCAAAAUCGUACUGUGCUGAAUCAAAUGAAUUUAAGAGAUGUAGGCUUUGAAUAUUGUAAUAUGCCCAAGGAGAUUUGCAAGCUUAAAAAGCUACGCCAUUUUAUAGGCUAUCAAAUGUCUCUGAUUCAGUUGAAGGAUGGUAUUGGAGGCAUGACAUCCCUACAAACUCUAAAUGAGGUUUAUUUAGACGAUGAUGAAGAUGAAGAUGAUAAUAGAGUGGUAGAGUUAAUAGAAGAGCUAGGAAAGCUAAAGCAGCUUAGGGAAUUAAGCUUGGUCGGUGUUAGGAGUAAAUAUAUGAGUGCUAUAUCUUCCUCAAUCAACAAGAUGCAACAAUUGGAGAAACUAAAUAUUAGAGGAAUCAGAUAUAACACAUUCAUUGAUAUGGAUUUGAAUUCACCCCCACCAAAGCUUCAACGUGUUAAACUUAUAGGGUAUUUAUUGAAAUUGCCUGAGUGGAUUUCAAAACUCCAAUAUCUCGUUAAGUUGAAGGUGACGAUUACGAAGGAAGGGAAUGAUGCAAUGAAAUUACUCAAAAGUAUGCCAAACUUGUUGUCCCUUGAAAUCUCCGGUGAUUUUAGUGUUGAAAACACAUUGGAGAGGUUACAUUUUGAAGAUGGAUGGUUUAUGAAUUUGAAGAACCUGGCUAUUUUUGAUUUCUUUAAGUUGAGUCACAUCCUUAUUGACGAAGGUGCAUUGGGUUCUCUGAGAAAGCUCACUUUGAAAGCCAUCCCCGAACUGAUGAUGUUACCAACUGGCAUUCAACACUUACACAAGCUUGAAGUUCUCUGUCUUCAUUUGAUGAGUUAUGAACUUAAACAGAGCAUUGCUCCUAAUGAAGGAAAAGAGCAUUGGAUAUUCAAGCAAGUGCCCUUUGUAGAAAUAAUAUUUUGAAGGUGAUGGCCAUCAGUGGAUUUGAGAUUCACAUUUCUUCAAGUGAACUUCUAGAUCAGCAUUGCUUCUUUCUGUUCUUGAUUUGGAACUUCCCUUCCUCAAUUUAAAAAAAGUGUUAUGUAUAGUUAUUUGUCAGUUUAUUCAAGAAAAUUGAGUUGUUUAAUAAUGAUGUAUAAUAUAUGUUGUGAGAUAUUUCCUUUGAAAUGAUUGUAAGAAAUUAAUAUGUUGUGUGAACUUUGCUUCUUCUACUGGCCUUUCUUCCUCCA